Messenger RNA from Antrostomus carolinensis (chuck-will's-widow), 913 nucleotides. RefSeq names its product TSR1 ribosome maturation factor (gene TSR1). Gene Ontology annotation, biological process: ribosome biogenesis; maturation of SSU-rRNA from tricistronic rRNA transcript (SSU-rRNA, 5.8S rRNA, LSU-rRNA); endonucleolytic cleavage of tricistronic rRNA transcript (SSU-rRNA, 5.8S rRNA, LSU-rRNA). Gene Ontology annotation, molecular function: GTP binding; GTPase activity; U3 snoRNA binding. Gene Ontology annotation, cellular component: preribosome, small subunit precursor. The record is from RefSeq and is a predicted model, not a curated record. NCBI's taxonomy places the organism in Eukaryota, Metazoa, Chordata, Aves, Caprimulgiformes, Caprimulgidae.
GUUCCAGAAGUACAGGGGACUGAAGAGUUUCCGGACUUCUCCGUGGGACCCCAAAGAGAAUCUCCCAAGGGAUUAUGCCAGGAUUUUCCAGUUCCAGGACUUUUCCCGAACCAGGAAGCACAUCUUCCGGCAAAUAGAGAAAGAGGAGACUGAAGGAGCCUCGGUUGGCUGGUACGUGACCCUUCAUGUCUGCAAUGUUCCUGUCUCAGUGAUGGAGAGCUUCAAAGAAGGGAAGCCCCUAGUCCUGUUCUCGCUGCUUCCCCACGAACAAAAGAUGUCUGUGUUGAAUUUCCUGGUGCGUCGGCAUCCGAGCAACAGCGAGCCAGUGAGAGCAAAAGAGGAGCUGAUCUUUCACUGUGGGUUCAGGCGCUUCCGAGCGUCCCCCCUGUUCUCCCAGCACACCUCAGCUGAUAAGCACAAGCUGGAGCGUUUCCUGCGCCCGGAUACUGCCCUGGUGGUGACUGUUUACGCUCCCAUCACUUUCCCUCCUGCCUCAGUGCUUCUUUUUAAACAGAGAAGUAAUGGAAUGCAUGACCUCAUUGCCACGGGUUCUCUGCUUUCCGUGGACCCCGACAGGAUCGUCAUCAAGCGGCUGGUGCUCAGUGGCCAUCCUUUCAAGAUCUUUACCAAGAUGGCUGUUGUGCGAUACAUGUUCUUUAACAGAGAGGAUGUGAUGUGGUUUAAGCCAGUGGAGCUGAGGACAAAGUGGGGUCGUAGAGGACACAUCAAGGAGCCAUUAGGGACCCAUGGUCACAUGAAGUGCCACUUUGAUGGACAGCUGAAGUCUCAGGACACGGUUAACCUCUACAAGCGUGUUUUUCCUAAAUGGACUUAUGACCCCCAUGUUCCAGAGCCCGUGCCGUGGGUGAGGAGCGAGAGCGCGCUGCCGGUGCAGGAGGUGGAAAUGGAGUAA